Molecule: messenger RNA, 802 nt
Organism: Mesitornis unicolor (brown roatelo)
Lineage: Eukaryota; Metazoa; Chordata; Aves; Mesitornithiformes; Mesitornithidae
Exons: 4
Biological process (GO): adherens junction maintenance; positive regulation of protein ubiquitination
Source: RefSeq, a predicted model, not a curated record
AGGAGGUGCAACAGCUGGGACCUGCCACCCCGCCGGGGUCCUCGUCUCCCGAGGAGCCCCCCGAGGAGGAGGGAUUGGGGUCCCCGCCGCCCCCCACCGGCCCCUGGAGGGAGACCAGCCUGGACGGACCCUACGAGAAAGCCAAAAACCCCGGUGGCGACCCCAGGGAUGAGGACACCCGGGGGUCACAGUGCUACCCUGGGUCCCCACUGAUCACCCCCGACCCUUCGGCCUCGCCCAGGGUGGGGGAUGUCCCCCCCUACCGCUUCGUCCCCGUCAGGACCCUGGUGCUGUGCAGCGUCUCCCACGCCACCUCCCCGGGCAGCAGCAGCCCCGAUGUCUCCUUCCCGCGCCCCCCGCUCCCGCCACCCCUCACUGAACCCAAUUACUACCCCCGAGGUGUCCACCGCUUCCUACCAUCCCCCGGUCCCCCAAAUUUCUUCUACGAGCAGGACCUGGCCCCGUUGCGCUACCAGCGCCUGGUGGCCUCGCACAGCCGCAUCGUGCGCACCCCGUCGCUCAAGGACUACGCCCCGGUGGGGGGCCGGGGGCUCUCCAAGGCGGCCGUCACCGAGGAGCUCAAGUCGUGGCACCAACGCGCCCGGCUGCGGGGCGCCCCUCCCCAUUCCCUUGACCGUGAAGGUCCCUGGGGCAGGACCAUGGUCCUGGGAAGGGUGGGGUGCGGGCACCCAUGGGUCCUUUAUCCCACGCAGGCACCCCCGCUCCACGUCCUGCGGCGCUCGGCGGAUGGCGUGCCCGUGCAGGUCUACGUGCCUGAGAACGGCGAGAUCAUCACACAAGG